Messenger RNA from Magnolia sinica, 1787 nucleotides. Its product is annotated as cytochrome P450 86B1. The transcript has a single exon. The coding region runs from base 158 to 1738 and encodes 526 amino acids. Gene Ontology annotation, molecular function: oxidoreductase activity, acting on paired donors, with incorporation or reduction of molecular oxygen; monooxygenase activity; iron ion binding. The record is from RefSeq and is a predicted model, not a curated record. NCBI's taxonomy places the organism in Eukaryota, Viridiplantae, Streptophyta, Magnoliopsida, Magnoliales, Magnoliaceae.
CGGCUCUCCUUCGUUGCAUCUGACAUCUUCUUUAUAACACCCUCCUUUCACUCCCACUUCUUGCAUUCUUCACGUGCAAACCUUGUUUACUAACAAAUCUCUGUCCCGUCUCAUUACAUGUGUGAUCUUACUGACAGUACCUGUUAUUGACAUUUCAAUGGACAGACUGCGUACCUUCCACUUCGAUGGGGUCGUGAGCAAUACAAAGCCUUCUGACAUAGCCAUGGCUCUUUUGGGCCUUUUUGUUUUCAGCACCCUUGUGCAAAGAUUCACCUCCAAGGGCCCCAUGAUCUGGCCUGUGAUGGGUAUCAUUCCAACCAUCUUCUUCCACGUCAGCGACAUCUACGACUGGGCCACAGAGGCCUUGAUCCGUUCCGGUGGGACAUUCCCCUACAGGGGCAUGUGGAUGGGUGGUGCUCAUGGGGUACUGACUGUCGAUCCCUCCAACAUAGAGUACAUGCUCAAAACAAGAUUCAAGAACUUCCCCAAGGGGAAGUACUAUAGAGAAAGAUUUGCUGAUCUCCUCGGCGAAGGCAUCUUCAAUGCCGACGAUGAAGUUUGGAAGGAACAACGGCGGGCUGCCACGUCAGAGAUGCACUCCAGCCGGUUCGUCGAGUACUCAUCAAAGUCCAUACAGAACUUGGUGCACCACAAACUCUUGAAGCUACUAGCCAAGCUUGCCAAUUCAAGGGAGAGCAUCGAUCUCCAAGAUGUGCUUCUACGUUUCACAUUUGAUAACAUAUGCACUGCUGCAUUCGGUGUUGACCCAGGAUGCUUGGCCAUCGACCUUCCAGAUGUACCCUUCGCCAAGGCAUUCGAGCAAGCAACCGAACUCACGUUGUUCCGGUUCAUGGUCCCACCCUUUGUUUGGAAGCCCAUGAGGUUUUUCUCCAUUGGCUCGGAGAAGAAUCUAAAAGAGGCCGUCCAGAUCGUUCAUGAGUUUGCAGAGAAGACAGUCAUCGACCGUAGGAUCGAAUGGCAUAAGUUCGGAGGCUUGAAAGACCGGUCCGAUCUCUUGUCGAGGCUCAUCCAAGCACGAGACACCCAUGAACAAGGUGCAACUCAUCACUUCUCGGACAAGUUUCUAAAGGACUUCUGCAUAAGUUUUAUCUUAGCUGGAAGGGACACGAGCUCAGUUGCACUUGCAUGGUUCUUCUGGCUGAUAUAUAAAUACCCACAAGUAGAAAAGCGGAUUCUGCAAGAGAUCACCCAAAUCAUCAGACGCAGAAUAGAGGACGAAGAAUCCAUCGACAAUGUUGUUUUCACAGUAGAUGAAUUGAAAAAGAUGGACUAUCUCCAAGCUGCACUGUCGGAGGCUCUUAGGUUAUAUCCGUCUGUGCCGAUCGACUUCAAGGAGGUCAUCGAAGAUGAUGUCUUCCCUGAUGGAACUGCAGUGAGGAAAGGCGCUAGAGUCAUCUACUCAAUCUUCUCAAUGGCAAGAAUGGAGACUAUAUGGGGGAAGGAUUGCAGGGAGUUUAAGCCAGAGAGAUGGAUUAAAGAUGGCCAAUUCGUAAGUGAAAAUCAGUUCAAAUACGCCGUCUUCAACGCAGGGCCGAGGCUGUGUGUAGGUAAGAAGUUUGCAUACAUGCAGAUGAAAAUGGUGGCUGCUUCUGUUCUGUUGAGGUAUUGUGUUGAAGUGGUGGAAGGCCAUGCUGUUGUGCCUAAGAUGACCACCACUCUCUACAUGAAGAAUGGUUUGCAAGUGACUUUCAAGCCUAGGGUUCUCUCUACCAUCUGAUUUCUUCUUCUUUCUUCAUCUUCCUCUUCUUCUUGUUCUUGUUCUUCUU